Molecule: messenger RNA, 1596 nt
Organism: Haliotis rubra (blacklip abalone)
Lineage: Eukaryota; Metazoa; Mollusca; Gastropoda; Lepetellida; Haliotidae
Product: DNA-directed RNA polymerase I subunit RPA12-like
Exons: 5
Coding region: 355-726 (123 amino acids)
Biological process (GO): termination of RNA polymerase I transcription; DNA-templated transcription
Cellular component (GO): RNA polymerase I complex
Molecular function (GO): nucleic acid binding; DNA-directed RNA polymerase activity; zinc ion binding
Source: RefSeq, a predicted model, not a curated record
CUAUUUCUUCUAGAUGUUGGAUAACAAUCCCUUUCUGUAUGUGUCAAUCGUGACGGAAGGGCCAGUGAAGUUGGUCGUUACAGAUGCAGUACACCUUGAACACUUGUCGUUCUCGUUGUUUUCAUUACAACAUUCGAGCCCAAACAAGCGAUCUAUUGUUUGCACAAAAUGUCCCUUGGUAGAUGUGAUGAUAUCUUAUGUUAUGCUCUCAAAAUUGGCACGUGGCAUGAAAUGAGGAUAUAUGUUGAACAAAUUUGUCAUGGAAAUUACCAACAGCAUUGGGCUUACGCGAGUACAAACUACAAUUCGUACUGAGUUGACAGGUCACUGAGAAGAGAACAAGUCUGUGUCAGUAUGACAGAUAGUCGUAAGACGAGGUGUUUUGUGACAGACCUGCAGUUUUGUCCAGAUUGUGGCACAGUCCUUCCUAACCCUAACAAGAAACACCGAAAUGUUGCCUGCGUGAGAUGCAAGUUCGAAAUACCAAUUUCUGCUUUCGAUGGCAUAGAGAUCCACUCCACGCUGACCGUAAACAAGCCAAUGGGGAAAGCGCUGUCGACCUUGACAUCUGAUGAUGCAGCAGGACCACUGGUGGAUCGGACAUGUUCAAAGUGUGGUCAUGAGGGCAUGACAUUCACAACAAGACAAACCAGAUCAGCCGACGAAGGCCAGACCGUCUUCUUCGGCUGCCCCAGCUGCAAGAACCAGGAAAUUGAAUAUUCAUGAUGUGGGUGGUUAUAUGUGAUCUGCCUCUUCACAUGUCUAUAUACACAAUCAACAAUGACGCUAACACAGUCUCAGUGUCAUGAGGUCAAGUCAAAGUGGGUGAAUGACAUCUUAUGGCACCUUAUCAAGGCCUGUGUAAAGUCUGAAGCUCUCUGUAUGUUGUGUGGCAGCAAGGUCAAUAUUGCCACAUGAAGGCACCCAUAUAGUCCUUGACAUGCUUUACAUAGCAUACGUUUAUACAAGAGGACUUACUGAAUGUAUGUUCUAUUUUUGCUAAAUCAUGACAAGCUGUGAAUGACUAUCCCAGUGUAUGGAUACGACUAUCAACCAGGUCACGCACAUUAUAGAACUGUGAGACAUUCUUUACCCCUAGCAUGGAGGGUAGUGCAGGGAUAUGGACUUAUGCAUCUCAUUUCUUAUUUCAACUCAUUCCCUGAGAAUCAUCUAUGGCAGAUCAAAAUUUGGAUGGGAUCAUGGGUGGUUGUGGCCGUGGAUGUGGAUGAUGUCCUUGGGUCCUUUUGUAAAUCGAUUCAUGGACCCAAACAACAUGGAAAAAGUAACACCUCAGACUUAUUCAGAUUCAUCUGCACAUAAACAAAUGAGCCAAAUGUACUCCACAUCCCACUUGACUUUCAUCUCUGUAAGGAGCAGUGGGAUAGCCUAGUGGUUAAAGCGUCCGCUCGUCAAGCCGAAGACCGGGUUCGAUUCCCCACAUGGGUACAAUGUGUGAAGCCCAUUUCUGGUGUCCCCCGCUGUGAUAUUGCUUGAAUAUUGCUAAAAGCGGCGUAAAACUAAACUAAACUCACUCACUGUUGAUAAGUGCUGAUAGCUGCUGAACUGUAGUUCACAUUGUAUAAAUAAUACAACUCA